This is a messenger RNA of Penaeus vannamei (Pacific white shrimp), 735 nucleotides long. The record is from RefSeq and is a predicted model, not a curated record. Lineage: Eukaryota; Metazoa; Arthropoda; Malacostraca; Decapoda; Penaeidae.
GGUGAGGGCGCUGUCGUGCGUGCCCUGCGCCCAGACCACCUGCGAGAAGAGGUCGAUGGUCAAGUACUGCUCCUUCGGCUUCGUGCUGGAUAUGUGCGGAUGCUGCUUCGUGUGUGGCAAGGGUCCGGGGGCGGCGUGCGGCGGCCAGUGGGCGUGGCACGGGCGCUGCGGGCGCGGCCUGGAGUGUCGCUACCCCGAGGUGCCGAAGGGCGACGUCUCGCCGCCCUUCUUCCUGAGCGGCCUCCCGGGGCGCUGCGUCAGCACCAACACCACCAUUUCGGACAAGAUCAACGUCUUUUUCUCGUGGAUUUCCUCCUUCAUCCAGAAUACGAUCAUGGGCGGGGACUAGUGGCUGCUUCCUACCCCCUCAACCUCCUUUUCGUUCUCUCUUUCUCUUCUUCCCCCUCUCUUUUAUCCUUGGCCCCCCUUCCUUUCCCUUUCUUAAACGCUCAACAGCCGACCCUUUCAUCCGUAUUUUGUCUCCCGUUCUGCUUUUGUUUCAAAAUAGUAUGUCUUAUUAUUGUUCUUUUCAGCUGUCAGUCUAUCUCUUUUCCCAUUAGGCAUUUAUUGUAUAUUUACUUUUGUUUUGCUAAAACCAUUGUUAACACUGCUAAUGUCAUCUUAAUUUUAGGAAUAUAAUUAUUUUUCUCUAUAUUUUCUUUCUAAACUAAAACAAAGUGAUAAUCAGUGACGGGAAAGUGAAGUGAUAAUGAGUGAAAAAGGAAAGAAAUGGAU